AUGAAAAAUAAAUACAAUAUAAUAAUUUACAAGAAAAGAAAAACACAUUGUAGAUUAGAUGUAUUACUCUUCUUGUUUUAUGCAUUUUAUCUAAAUUUUAUUUUACAAAAUAAAAAAUUUGAAGCUCAACCUUCAGAUUAUGAAUAUAUAGAAAAAUUAAAAUUAAAAAAAAGUGAAGAAAUAAAUAUUCUUAAGUUUAAUAAUUCUAACCUUUCUUCUGACGAAUUAUUAUAUGAUGAAAGUGAAGAGGAAAUUACGGAAAAAUUGGAUGGAAUAAAAAUACGAGUGAAUGAAUUAGAAAAAAACCAUAUAAAUACUACUGAUAAAAAUAUAAAUGAUGUAAAUAUAUCUACUGAAAAUAAUGGAAAUGAUAUAAAUAUAUCUACUGAAAAUAAUGGAAAUGAUGAACAAGAAUUAUUAAAGGAAAAUGACGAAGAAACCCAAUUAAAACCUAUAUUAUUAGGAAAAUACAAUUUGAUAUAUAUUUUUUAUAGUAUAGAAUUCGUAUGUUUACUUUUAUUUAUAUUUUUUCAUAUGAUGGUUUUUCUCUUAUCUCAAUGGAAUUUAAAUUUUUAUUUAUUUAUUGCUUUUAAUAAUUUAAAUUGUAAUGACAAAAAUAAAUAUAUAUAUAAUUUAAGAAAUUUGUGUACUCAUGUAUAUAUUAAACCAUUAUUAAAAAAAAAUGACAAAGCAGGAAUAAAUAGCAAAGAGAGAUUUAACACUGAUUAUAAUUUCUAUAAACCAAAAGCAGAUUUGGUAGAAUUAAAAAAAAUAAAUAAUGAUAUUUUUUUUUUUUAUAAGCAAAAAAAGUAUUUAUUUGAUUAUAAAACAGUGAAAUUUGAGUCACUUAAGCAUUUUGACAUUUUUAAUUUAUCAUUUUAUUUAAAAUGGAAAGGAUUAAUUGAAUAUGAAAAAGAGGCAUAUGAUAAUAUACAAGUAAAUAAUAUUUCCAAUGAUAUAAAAAGAAGCAUAAAGAAUGAGGAUUUAAAUAGUUUGUUUAAUAAAAUAGAUAUUUUAUAUUCAGAUAAAUUAAAAAAAAAAGAUAUAAAAUCAUAUAAAGAUAAAACAAAAGUAAUUGAUUCUGAUAAUAAUGUAAAAGAAGAAGGAAGAAAAAUCAACAGACUUAUGAAUGAUAAGAAUAAAGAUGAAGAAACUAAUUUUAGUGAAGUAAAUAAAAAUAGUAAAGUACAUGUAAUUGAUAAUCACAAAAUAAUAAAUGAAAACUUUUAUUAUAAUAAGAAUUAUUUUCAAAUACCACAUGAUUUAUAUGUAAAUAAUAAUUUAAAUAAAUAUGGAGAAAAUAUAUAUGAUAUUCCAUCACCUUGCUUUAAAAAAUUAUUAUACGAAUCUAUGUUGUCUCCUUUUUUUAUUUUUCAAUUUUUUAGUAUUAUCCUUUGGAUGCUAGACAGUUAUUGGUAUUUCGGUGUUUUUUCAAUUUUUAUUUUAGUUGUUUUAGAAGCACAACUAAUUAAUAAAAGAAUAAGAGAAUUUAAUCUUAUAAAUAGUAUGAAAGUACCAUCCCAAAAUGUCUAUGUGUACAGGAAUAUGCAAUGGAAAAUCAUAAAAUCAAAUAUGUUACUACCUGGAGAUAUAUAUAUUUUAUCAAACGAACUCAAUGGUAAUGAUAAUAUAUGUACAUGUGAAACUUUGUUGAUUGAAGGAAUUUGCAUAACUGAUGAGUCAAUUCUCACAGGGGAAUCAGUUCCAUUAAUUAAAGCAGCUAUAGAUAAAAAUACAGAAGAAAAAAAUGUAGAAAGUAGUUAUGAAAAUUCCAUUUUUUUAGAUAGAAUAGAUAUUAAAAAUAAGCAUAAAAAAAAUAUUAUAUAUGCAGGAACAAAUAUAUUGUUGACAAAAAAUGAAAAUAACGAAUUUAAUAAUAAAAAGUUACCUAUUAAUGGGUGUGUAGGAAUCGUAUUAAAAAAUGGAUUUACCACAUAUCAAGGAAAAUUAGUUAGAACAAUUAUUAACACUUCAGAAAAAGUUAAUUCUUCAAGCAUUGAUUCAAUUAUAUUUCUUUUUAUAUUAUUAUUGUUUUCUAUAUCAUCUAGUGCAUAUGUAGUAUAUAGUGUAUUACAUUCUAAUCACGAAAGAAAUUUAUAUAAACUUAUUUUGUCUGUUUCUCAUAUAAUUACGGCUGUUAUACCUCCCGAGUUCCCAAUAACUUUGUCUUUAGCAGUAACUAUAUCUAUUGUGUAUUUAUACAAUUUAAAAAUUUAUUGUACAGAACCAUUCAGACUCCCUUUUUCAGGAAAAUCCAAAAUAUGUGCUUUUGAUAAAACAGGGACACUAACUGAAGAUAAUAUGAUUGUUUUAGGUUUAUUUGGAUUAGAUAAUAAUUUUAAAAAAAUAAAUGAAAUAAAAGAGUCUAUUGUUAACAAACAGAAAAUUCCUUUUCUGUCAUUAUCUGUUAUAGCAGGAUGUCAUUCUAUAUGUACAGUUAAUAACCAAUUAUUAGGGGACCCUUUAGAGAAAAAUUCAUUUUUAAAGUUUAAAUGCAAUAUGAAAUGUUUAGAUAAUACCUUCGUAUAUACAAAUAACAGAAAAUCUUCUAAUGAAAUAAAUAAAAAAUCAGGUAAUUAUUAUUCAAAAAAUAAUUAUGUAGAGAAUUUUCAAAUUUAUAAAAGAUUUUUUUUUACUUCUGAAUUACAAAGAAUGACAUGUAUAAUAGCACAUGAGGGAUAUGAAUAUGAUUGGUAUGGUGAAGAAUAUGAAGAAGAAUAUGAGAGUAAGGAAAAUGAUGAUAAUACUAUUAGUGAAAACGUAGAAAUUAUAGAUAAUUUAAAAAAAAAUAAAAAUGAUAAUAGCAAUCAAAUUAUACGACAGUACUUAGUAGUAAGUAAAGGAUCACCAGAAAUGAUGAAAAAGUUUUUAAAAAAAAUUCCAGAAAAUUAUGAUCAAAUUUUAAAUAGUUUAUCGAUUAAAGGAUAUCGUGUUAUAUGCUUAGCUGCAAAGGUAUUAGAUAGCAAAAUAAUAAAUAAAAGUAUUAAAAGAGAAGAAAUAGAAAAAGACUUACACUUCUGUGGAUUUUUAGCAUUUAUAUGCCCAAUUAAAAAAUCAACACCUAAAUACAUUCUUGAUAUAAAAAGAGCAGGCAUAAAAAAUAUUAUGAUUACAGGUGAUAAUGCUUUGACUGCAUGUCAAGUUUCUCAAGAUGUUAAUAUAACUCCAUCAGUAAAAAUUAAAGAUAUUCUAAUUUUAAAGCUAAAAGGAAAUGUUUCAACUAAUAAGAGAAUUCUCAAAGACAUACCCAAUGAAAUGCAACACAAUAAGAAGAACAACACUAAUGAAGAAGAGAAAGAAAAUAAAAAUGACAUAAAUAAAAAAGAGGAAAACGAGAGUAUGAAUGAAAAUAGAAAAUAUCAAACUUUUACAAAUGAGGAGAAGGAAGAAGUAAUAACGAUGCUAAAUCAUAUUAGCAAAAGAAACAUAAAUUUAAAAAAUUAUGUAGAGAAAAUAAUUGAAAUAAUUGAAAAUAGUAAAAACAUAAAUAAUAUGUUGUAUUUUAUUAAUAGAGAGAAUAAAAAAGUUUUACCUUUUAUUGAUAAUAAAGAAUAUAUAAAAUUGUGUGCAAAACUUUUUUCUUUGUGCAUAACAGGAGAUAUAAUUGAAUAUUUUCUUCAAAAUACUCAGAAAAAUUCUACCUUAUUUGAUGAACUCAUAAAAAGAGUGCAUAUAUUUUGCAGAGUAUCUCCAAAAAAUAAAGAAAUUAUUAUAAAAACUUUAAAUAAAUUAGGUAAUAUAACGAUAAUGUGUGGAGAUGGUACCAAUGAUAUGGCAGCAUUAAAAGCCGCACAUGUAGGUGUCUCAUUAUUAAGUAUAAAAAUAGGUUAUAAAAAUAGCAAUUUAAGUAGCAACGUAAAAAAUAAUUCGAAUUAUUUGUGCAAUAAUAAGUAUUAUAACAAUUCAGUUUAUGUUAAUGAAAAUUAUUUAAAGACUAUGUAUGAUAAUUUAGAAAUAAAAAAUAGAAGUACCGGUAUGCAUAAUAAUAUGAACUAUAAAUAUUAUGAACAAAUGAAGUUAUAUAACGAAAGGAAAAAAAAAUUAGAAAAUAUGAUGCAGUCUAUGGAUGAUUCAUUGCCUUUAAUUAAAUUGGGAGAAGCAAGUAUAGCAUCACCGUUUACUUAUAAAGGAAAUGAUAUAAAAUGCGUUAAAGAAAUUAUAUGUUGUGGUAGAUGCGCUUUAUCAAAAGUUAUAAUGAUGUAUAAAUUAAUGAUUAUAAAUUCUUUGAUUACAGCUUUUUCAGUUUCUAUAUUAACAUUAGAUGGUGUAAAAUUAAGUGAUGCUCAAACUACAAUUAUAUCGUUAUUAUAUACUUCAUUAAUUGUUCUAAUAUCUAAAGCUACUCCUUUAAAAAAUAUAUCUAAUUAUUCUCCUCCUAAUUCUUUAUUUAAUAUUAGUGUUAUAACCUCGUUAAUUUUUCAAGUAUUUAUUCAUUUUUCUAUUUUAAUAUAUGGAUGGAAGCUAUCUUCUUCAUAUAGACCACCUGAUUAUGUGCCUGACUUGAAAGGAGAAUUUACACCCAAUUUAGUGAAUACAUGCAUUUAUUAUUUGAUAUAUUGUAUCAAUUUAUCUAUUUUUUCAUGUAAUUAUGAAGGUUUACCUUUUAUGACUCCCAUCCAUAAAAAUAAAGAAAUUGUUUAUAUAUUUAUCGUUAAUUUUAUCUUUCUAUUUUCACUCGUAAUGAACAUUUUCCCAUUUUUAAAUCAUUUCUUUUCUCUCGUUUCUUUUCCUAAUAUCAAAUUAAAAUUUUUAUUUUUGUUUUUAAUGGUUUUAGAUAUUGUUAUACCUUAUCUUAUUUCCAAUAUUAUUAGAUAUGCUAGACUAUAUUUUUUUCAAAAAUAUAAGAUUCAUUUAUAG
This is a messenger RNA of Plasmodium relictum, 4857 nucleotides long. Its product is annotated as cation transporting ATPase, putative. Lineage: Eukaryota; Apicomplexa; Aconoidasida; Haemosporida; Plasmodiidae. The coding region runs from base 1 to 4857 and encodes 1618 amino acids. The transcript has a single exon. Gene Ontology annotation, molecular function: nucleotide binding; P-type ion transporter activity. Gene Ontology annotation, cellular component: endoplasmic reticulum membrane. The record is from RefSeq and is a predicted model, not a curated record. Gene Ontology annotation, biological process: intracellular calcium ion homeostasis.